This is a messenger RNA of Closterium sp. Naga37s-1, 4740 nucleotides long. The record is from the annotation of a GenBank genome assembly. NCBI's taxonomy places the organism in Eukaryota, Viridiplantae, Streptophyta, Zygnematophyceae, Desmidiales, Closteriaceae.
AUGGUUGGGUACGGUUCGCAAAUUGGAUGGACUAAGUAUCGCCACGUGGACUACAAUGAAUGGAAUGCUGACGAUGCGGAUGACAGGGACGCGAUCGACGUGGAGGGGGAGGCGAGGGAGGGUCCAGGGGUUGGCGAAGAGCGAGUGCUGCAGCGACUGGUCGAGAGGCUGGAAAGCACUCCCCUGACCGCCUCCCCGCGCCACGUGUCCAGGGCAGUGCGCAGCGCGGGGGUGCGCCUCUCGUCGCGCCGCGUGGCGCUGGCAGCGCGGCUGCUCGCCAGUAGAGGCAGCUGGCGCAGGGCGCUGCUGCUCGUGCACUGGGCCGCUCGCCGCGACCAAUCACGCGUCGACAGGAAGGUGUUCACGUCGCUCAUUGCUGCCCUGGGCUGGCGCUACCCCGAUGCUGUGCUGCAAGCCAUGCGACUCAUGAUGUCGCAACCCUCCACGUGGCCUGACCUCCCAGCCUACAGAGCAGCAGCAGUGGCGCUAGGAAGGGCGGGGUAUUUGCAGGAGCUGCUGCAGCUGAUGCAGGAGCUCAGAGAGGGCCCCACCCACACCAACCGCAUUGCACCACUUGGAACAGAUGGCAGAGGCGCUGGCGCUGGUGCUGCCAGUGUGGCUAGCAGCACAAGCAGCAGUGGCUCCAAGUCGGGUGCAGCAGGGAGCAGCUGGCUGGCGCCAGACGUGGUGGUGUACAACGCUGUCCUGAAUGCGUGUGGAGCGAAGAGGCAAUGGAAAGGCGUGCAGUGGGUGCUGCAGCAGAUGCGCAGCGAGGAGGUAGCUCCCGACGCAGCCACCUUCGGGCUGGCGAUCCAAGCCCUGUCGCUCUGCAAUCAGACGCACCUCGCCCUGCAGCUGCUGGCUGAUAUGGAGGCGGCUGCCUUCCCCCCUACCACCCACACCUACCGAGGUACCUCGAAUGGUCCUGAGCGUACUCUCCGCAUAUGCCGGCACUGCAAGCUUAAGUUCGUAGGGGGCGCCUUCCGUUGCGCGCAACACAUCACGCGCUGGAAAGGGCUGAAACGGAAGGACGUCCGUCUUUGCAAGGCGCCUAUCCCUUCUGCUGACCGCGGCGCCGUCCGCGAAUUGUACGAAGGCAAACACGCCCGCAGGGAAGGGAAGAAGAAGGCGGAGGAGAUGGCGAUCGAGGCGUGUGCGGGUGGAGCGAAGAAGCAGUGCAUCGAAGACUUCUACGGGGAAGGGGCGUCGUGUGCGAAGGAAUCGGCAGACGACGCCAUCUGCCUCAUGUGGGCGGCAGUUCACCUCCCGGAGCAUCUCGCCGAUCACCCUCUCUGGCGCAACGCUGUGCGCUGCAUCACGGACGCGGGCCAUGGCUACGUUCCCCCGAAGCGGCGGUAUGUUGGUGGCGCCGGCCUUGCGCGCUGCCGCGAAAAGAUCGAGAGGGGGCUCGCUCCCAUCACUGCGAGCUGGAAGCGGGAUGGCGUGACGAUAGGCUCGGACAUGAUGACGGACAAAAGUGGCCGUCCCCAAGCCAACAUCCUGCUCAUCAACGAUUCCGGUGCAGUGUUCACCGAAAGCAUCGACUGUAAGUUGGAGACGAAGACGGGAGGUUACAUUGCAUCCGUUUUGCGCCCGAUCAUUGAGAAGGUGGGGCCCGCCAACAUAGUUGCGUUAUGCAUGGAUGGGGGCAGCAAUUAUGCGGCUGCAUGUAGGGAACUCAUGCUUGAGUAUCCUCACAUUGAGCAUGUGCCGUGCGCUACUCACGUCAUGGAUCUGCUCAUGGAGGACAUUGGUGAAAUGGAUUGGGCGAAGGACAUUGUGGCUAAGGCGGGGGUGAUUAUUACCUUUGUGCGUGCCCACCAUUUCACCAAAGGUUACAUGCGAAGCCCGCAGGUGAAGGGAGGGAAGGGGAAGCAGGUGCUGAAGCCGGCGGGCACCAGAUUUGGCACGCAAUUCAUCGCGGUGCAGCGGCUUUGCGAGGUGCGGAGUGCAUUGACGCAGAUGGUGCUGAGCCCGGAGUGGCAGGCUUGGGCGAAGGGGAGGAAGCCGCCGGUCGAGCCCUUCGCAACCAUGAUCAUGGAUGCCGUGUGGUGGAAAGGUGCGGAGUUCUUCGUCGCCCUCCUGAAGAUCCCCUUUGUCGUCAUGCGCAAGACCGACUCGACGGCCAAGGGCAUGAUGGGCAGGAUGUACGAUCUGAUGCUGCAGCUCACGGAAGACAUCAGCAAAGAGGAGAGGCAGGAGGCAAGGAUGCAGCGGUUGGUGGCUAAUAACAGGAGCAGGAGGAGGCUGAUACGUGAAGGGAAAUUGCAGAGAGAGGCGGUUGCGGCAGGGGAAGCAGGGGAAGAGGGGAGGGAGGGGGGAGCAUGCGAGGAGGAAGUGGGGGAAGAGGAGGGGGUAGAUGACAAAGGGGAGGCCAUUGGCGUGACAGGAGAAAGCGAGGAGCAGAAGUGCGAGGAGGAAGAGAAUAUGAAGGAGAACUGGGAGGAGGACAGGGAGGAGAACGCAGGUGAGAGGGUGUGGAUGGGCAGGAGACGAGAGGACCCUCCACUGGUGCCCAACAGCCACACGUUCGCAGCCAUGCUGGGAGCGUGUGUGCGGUGCCGGCAGUGGCAGGCCGUGAGGCAGGUAGCACGGGACAUGCAGCGGGCGGGGUGGCCGCUGCAGGUGCGGCAGCAUGGGUGGGUGGUGGACGCGCUCCUCAAGGGCAAACAGACAACCAUUGCUGACGAGCUGCUGCUUGCCAUGCGCGGGACAGCUACUGGGGCUGCUGGCCUUAGUAACAGCCAGGAAUCCAAUCGCGUUAGCGUUCAUAAUCCUGACCAUGUUGCGGGUCGAGAUUACGGUGGUGUGGGUGGGGAGGAGAGUCCUCCUGAGACAGUUGAGAGCGUGAGUGAGGAGGAGCAGAGGAGGACCGCUGCACAGCAGCAGCUUGAGUUGCUGUCGGCACUGACUCGUGCGAGCAGCAGAGGAGACGGGAUGAGCUCACAGGGAGUCUCAGAUGACAGCUGUGAAAACAACAGCCUCAGCAGCAGCGACAGCAGCAGCAGCAGCAGCAGCAGCAGCAGCAGCAGCAGCAGCAGCAGCAGCAGCAGCAGCAGCAGCAGCAGCAGCAGCAGCAGCAGCAACAGUAGCAUUCCAGACACCAGCAGCAGCACCCAAGCCAACGGUAGCAGUGGCAAGGACAGCAGCAGUGACGAGCUGAACCCUGUCCUCCUGAGGGUGCGGGAGCUGCUAGAGUCGCACGCCCCCCUGGAUGGCUUUGCUUGGCGUUAUGCGGUGGCGUCGGUGGGCGGCGGACUGACAGGGGAAGGGGUGGAGGAGGCUGUGGGAGUAAUGGACGCGUGGGGGAGGGCUUUGGAGGGAACGGCUUUGGAUGAGAGGGUGGUUGAGGAGAGGGCUUUGGAGGGAACGACUUUGGAUGAGAGGGUGGUUGAGGAGAGGGCUUUGGAGGGGAAGGUUGUGGAGGAGAGGGUGGUUGAGGUGGAGGUGGUGAGUGGGGAAGGCAGACCUGGGGCGGUGGCAGGUGCUUAUUCAGCAGGAGUUGAGUCAGGUCGUGCUGAGUCGUCAGUGGACCCUGGUGUGCUUGCCUACCUUGUAAGGGGGCUGCUUAUAGGGGGGAAGAGGGAGGAGGUUCAAGUGGCAUUGCUAUUGGUCGACCGGAUGGAGAAGGAAGGGUGGGUGGCAGAUGCCGGCAUAUACACCAGCCUACUGCACCGGACCGUCAGGCUGGGGAUGAGAGCUGAGGCUCGGGAGGUGCUGGCUCGGGCCGAGGCAGCAGGUGUGAAGGUUGACGCUCGCCCCAUCCCGGUCGCCAACCUACCGCUGCACGUGGCGCACUGCGAGACGCGCCUAGUGCGCUGCGACGGGUGUGAUGAGAUGGUGGCCUCUGCCGCCAUGGACCAACAUAUUGCAGCCGUGCACGCCCCUGCGCCCUGCUCGCUGUGUGGAGAGCCCAUGGAGCGGCGGCUCCUGGCAGAGCAUGAGGCGUCAGCGUGCCCCCUGCGCUCCAUGAUCUGCGCCUACUGUGACCUCCCUGUCACCGCCAUGGACCUCCAGUCUCACACUGACGUGUGUGGCAGCCGCACGGACCAGUGUGAGAUCUGCAACAAAUAUGUGCGGAAGAGGGAGCAGGAAGCACAUCAGCAGCAGCACAUCAUGCAGCAACCAUCACUCCAUGCUGCCACUCCCAGCACCAGCAGAGACAACACCAGAGCACAUUCAUCUCAUAGCUCUCGCGAGCCUUGCAGUGUUUCUAAUGGUUUAUCUGUUCAAACGGAAGCCUCGUAUGACCCCUCUCACUUGCCGUCCGUGUCACUGGACAAGAGGCAAUCAACCAAUUUAUCCCCUCCUUCCCCAUUUAUCCCUCCACCCGCUCCCUCCCGCUGCUCUCUACAUGGGGGGUGUGCAUGUGUGGCUGCUCCUGCCCAUAUGCGUCUUCUCUACGUGGCCCCAUCCCCGCGUGGUCUGGGCUUUGCAGCAGCAGCAAAGAACACCCGCAAUCGCCCGCCCUCUUCCACCCUCCUCCCUCUUCCCGCUCCCCUCUCCCUCCACAGCUUUCUCAAGGUCUUUGCUGUGGUGUGGGCUGGCAGUCAGGUCACCAAGCUCGUGCGAGCAGGCGGAGCACUCAUGCUAGCGCCUUUAAUGGAAAGAGGCAUAGUUAUCCUCUCCUCCUCAAAGGGAUUGUUCAGGUCCCGAGGCCAGGCAGUCGCGGCCAUUGUCGCCUUCUGCUUUGGUCUAGCUGGGAUUCUCUUCCUCGCAGUCACUGCUCUCUGGGCGUGA